This is a messenger RNA of Drosophila busckii, 1971 nucleotides long. RefSeq names its product E3 ubiquitin-protein transferase MAEA (gene Kaz). Bases 80 to 1264 code for a protein of 394 amino acids. The transcript has a single exon. Gene Ontology annotation, molecular function: protein binding; ubiquitin protein ligase activity. The record is from RefSeq and is a predicted model, not a curated record. Gene Ontology annotation, cellular component: nucleus; cytoplasm; GID complex. Gene Ontology annotation, biological process: proteasome-mediated ubiquitin-dependent protein catabolic process. NCBI's taxonomy places the organism in Eukaryota, Metazoa, Arthropoda, Insecta, Diptera, Drosophilidae.
UUUGCUCUCAAACAAUCAAUUGCGUUUUAUUGGUAAAAAUCAAAAUAGCGGCUUAAACUGUUAGGAAUUUAUUUACAAAAUGUCGGAAAUAAAGGCGUUGGAGCACGCAACAUUAAAAGUGCCAUAUGAAAUAUUAAACAAACGCUUCAGAUCUGCACAAAAGAUAAUCGACCGUGAGGUCGACCAAGUAAUGAAUGUUUCACGUCAAGUCGAGAAAGCCUUGAGUGCACCGCAGUCCCCCAUAUUAUCGGAUGUCACCAAACUUAUGGGAAAUGUGGCCCAGAAACUUCAGGUACUCAAACGUAAGGCAGAUGAGAGUAUCACCGACGAGUUAAGUGUGACGCAGAUUUGCAAGCGUAAGCUGGAGCAUCUCAAGGGCAUAGUGCCACCUAAUCGCAGCGAUGGUGAAGCCUGGGAGGGUUCGGUGGAGCAGUGGAAGCGCAUUCGCCUGGAUCGCUUGGUCAUAGAGCACUUACUGCGCAUGGGCUACUAUGAAACAGCUGAGGAGCUAGCAGCGCGCUCCGAUGUGCGCCAUCUAACCAAUCUAGAUGUGUUUCAAACAUCACGUGAAGUUGAGGAUGAUCUGGCCCAAAACAGCACCACAAAAUGUGUGCUCUGGUGCAUUGACAACAAGUCCAAGCUCCGCAAGAUAAACUCCACCUUAGAGUUUAGUCUGCGUGUACAGGAGUUCAUAGAGCUAGUGCGUCAAAACAAGCGCUUCGAAGCGGUGCAGCACUCGCGUCGCUACUUCCCCGCCUAUGAGAAGACCCAGCUCAAUGAGAUAUGCCAUGUCAUGGCGCUGCUGGCCUAUCCCACCGACACGGACAUGGACCACUGUCGCAAGUACAUGGACCCAAAGCGCUGGGAUAAACUGGUGUUAGACUUUCGUCAUGAAAACUAUCGUCUCUAUCAGCUGUCCAGCACAUCAGUCUUUUCAGCAGCCAUACAGGCGGGACUAUCAGCGUUGAAGACACCACAAUGCUACUCGCAGACGUGUCACAAUCUCAACUGUCCCGUCUGCCAAGACGAUCUCAAUCGCAUUGCGCUCAAGUUGCCAUAUUCGCAUUGUGUGCAGAGUCGCCUCAUUUGUCGCGUCACUGGGCUGCCCCUGAACGAGCACAACCAGCCUAUGAUGCUGCCCAAUGGACAAAUCUUUGGACAGUUAGCGCUGCCCGAGAUAACCAAAGACGACGGCACUGUAACGUGCCCAGUAACAAAUGUUAAGUUCUCCAAUCCCAAAAUUGAUAAGGUCUUCGUCAUGUAAGGCAACUUCAUACCCUGAAUGAUAUUACGAUUAAGUUAAGCUAAAAAUCGACUAUAUUUUGUAUAACUCUAUUAAUCUUUAAUCCCCCAAAAACGAACGAUCUAUUGUUAUAAGCAUCGCUGCAAAUUGCGCAUUUGAAAUUUCGAUUACGAUUGUGUUACAUAUGUAAUUCAACUUUAUUUUUGGACUUCUCGCUGCGCCGUCGCAGGUCUAUUGAUUUUUCCGACAGCGCAGUAAGCAGAACCAGCAGCAGCAGCAGUAGUCGAAGUCAGCAGUAUGUCAAUGUUGAUUCAUGCUGUAUGCAACGCGUGCGACGUUAUUUGAUUCCUCUCUUAAGUGCAAAAAAGUAUAUCAAGUACAUAUAUCAUUGAUUCAACUACAAAUAAAGAGAAAUCAUAUAUAAAUAAGCAACGGCAAAUGAGUUUUCUUCGAAAACAAACAAAUUACUGUUGAGCACUUGAAUUUAUUUUGCUGCCUAUUUGGUGUAACCAAGCCUAGCUGAUAAAAAUGUCUUGGAAACUGUAAAUAUAUAGUAUUGACAAAUGCUAAGGCGCGCACUUUAAAGUCAAUUGUUAAACAGCUGCAUUUUAAAGAAUCACAAUAAACAAUAAUAACAACAACAGACGCAUACAUAAACAGUAGAUACCUUCAACCCCCAACGAGCCAAACAGGCCCAACUACCACCACCACUACCCAACCCCACCCCU